AUGGACAGGGCUGACCCACGUCCUGGCUACGCGCCAGCGACAGCUCCUAUGGGUCGCAGUGUGCCCUACAAUGAAGAAACUAUGUCCACACCUGUAUCUCCGCCGGUGCAUGACGAUCCCAUGCGUGUCAGUGCGAUGGUGGCGAGGGAGGGGCCGCCGCGCGACGUACGUGGUCCUCUUCCUCCGCCGACGUUGUCUUCGCCACGUCGCCUGCAUCGAAGUGAGUACCAUGGCACAGAGUUUCCGCCGUCGUAUGCAAAAGAGGGAGGGGAGUGGCCUCCUGCGCCCUCCUCGUCUUCGUCCGACAUGCCAGAGCGGCCCUUCUCCGCCUCGUCGCGGCCACCCUUUCCACGUCCCUCUGUCACGGAGGAGCGGCAUGGGGGCCAAGUCCCCACGUCUCUGCCGCCACGCAGUGCGACAGAGCCACACGAAGAGCCCAUGUCUUCCUCAACGUCGCAUCAUCGUACACCGUCAGGUAUGUACCAUGACUACGUGCCUCCGGACGAGCGUCGGGCCGUACCACACGACCCAAUCGAUGCAUUCCCUGGCCCUCCACGAGUAGGCGCGCCAGAGCGUCUCAAACGCCCUGCGUCGCCGCUGUAUGAGCGGUCGUACGACCAUCCUGACGCGUCUCUGCCGCGGCUACGGGACAGCCAGGACGCGGCGCCUAGUGCGUCGAUGCACGCCCAAGAUGGCACAGCACCGCACCACCACCAUCAUCACCACCACCAUACGAUUCCGCACCACCACCACCACCAUGUGGUGCCGCAUCACCAUCACCACCAUCAUCAUCGUGCGCAGGCGACCGAUGAUGCACAGGAGGACAAGGCGGCGAUGACACAUGAGCAGGCCCACUCGCAUCACCACCACCAUCACCACCACCAUCAUCACCAUACCCUCGGGAGCCACCACCACCACCAUCACCACCGGCCUGCGGACAUGUCAGCGCCAAGGUACGAGCAUGAGCGCGGGUACGAGUCGGGUGCGCCUCCUCACCACCAUCACCACCACCUCCACGCCCAUCACCCUCAACGUGCCGCAUCGCCAACGCAUCAAGAGCGACCGUCUGAGGUGCGGGAUGCGUGGUCGGCGCAGGACGAGCUGCCCGUCUCGGAUCUACGCUCCUACCUUCCGCCUGACGCAGCGAACCCUCCGCUGGACAGUGUGCAAGGCAGGGAAUCGGCGGUAGCGACAGCAGCAGCUGCGGAUAUGCCGCCUCUGUCGUCGGUCGAGCUGAAGCUACGUGAGCUGUCGUCUGGUCCGCGUGUGGAUAAUGAGCCUGUGUGGCAGUUUUUGGAUCGGUGUGAACAGAUGGAAGAAGUGGCUCGGAAAGAGGAAAAGGCGCAGCCACGCGAGUCGGAGACAUCCGACAAAGGCACCUCGACUGUGGCGCCUGUGCCGCCCCCCGAGAAGCCGAUGCCUCUUUUUGGUCUUGGCCAGGACCGUGGGCGUGCUGUACGUCAUCUUGGCUCGUUCCUGUACGAUCCAACCGGCCAAUCGACCAUCCCUGCGGAGUUGCUAGUGAACAAUAUCGGCGCGACCAUCGAGGUGCGCAUUAGCGGGCGUACCAUUGGCCUUGGCAUUACUGAGGCAGAAUGGCAGGCUGACGAAGCGCGUUUGCAGGCACACGUCAUGGAACGCAUUCAGCGCGAGGCCGAGCAGGGCAUUGAGCCGUCGCUGGCGCUGGAACGUACGCCGGCGGUCAUGCCGUCUGCGGACGAGUUCCGAGGGCGCUGGCGACUUGGCUGGCGUGGCCUGGAGCAUGCACGGAUCAACCGAGAAAUUCGGCUGGCACAUGCAUGGCACGAGCAGCGGUGCCAGGAGAAAGUGUCCAAGCGACGACGUACGUGGACGCCGCCACGGCCGGCUGACACCCCGGCGCUGCCUACGCAGCGUGUGGACGAUGCGACGCUGGCGCACGCGGCCUGGCAGUUCUGGGCUCAGCCAAGCUUGGAUCACCGCAAGUUGUGGGGCACCGAUGUAUACACGGACGACUCGGACGUGCUGGCUAUGUGUGUGCAUGCAGGCUGGAUUGAGGCGCCUCACAUCCCCGGUGUCCCAGAAUGGCUGAGUGGCGGCGGAGGACGUCGAGUGGCCAAGGCCUGGACAGCGUUGGCAGAGCGCCAAGCGGCACAGACCGGCGAGCCACUGGAGGCGCUGCCGCCAGGUCCGCCUACCUACUUGGUCCCUCAUUCGACAUGCGACUUGUCAGUGGUCCUGCGCAUCGCGCCGAAGCUGAUCUUGUACAAGGGCUGCCAUCGCGGCGGCGUGCAAAGCCGAAGUUGGGGCAAUACCCAUGACGGUGUGAGCCUCGUCGUGGAGAGCGUAGAGCUUCGAUCGCCUCAGUAUGCGGCCUGCAAUGGCCGCCGAUCGGCCAAGGCACGUAUGACGCACAUGCAAACGCUGCGGCAGCUUGCACAGACUGUGCCUGUACCGCGCUCUAUCGCGAACCACGCCGACGAUCACGCGCCUCCUUUGGCCCUCCCGGCGAUGGUCCACAAGGGCGCGCGGGCGUUUUGGGAUGUGCGUAUGCCUGCCAAGGCUACCUAA
Messenger RNA from Malassezia pachydermatis, 2550 nucleotides. RefSeq lists its product as hypothetical. Lineage: Eukaryota; Fungi; Basidiomycota; Malasseziomycetes; Malasseziales; Malasseziaceae. The record is from RefSeq and is a predicted model, not a curated record. Bases 1 to 2550 code for a protein of 849 amino acids. The transcript has a single exon.